Messenger RNA from Lates calcarifer (barramundi perch), 8571 nucleotides. Its product is annotated as tensin-1-like. The record is from RefSeq and is a predicted model, not a curated record. Gene Ontology annotation, molecular function: protein binding. NCBI's taxonomy places the organism in Eukaryota, Metazoa, Chordata, Actinopteri, Centropomidae. Gene Ontology annotation, biological process: fibroblast migration.
AAGUCACUUCACCUCAGCGGGGCACUCAGUCAGCGCACAGUGGCUGAGAGCAACAGCGGGAAUCUCCUCGAAACUGCACGAACGCCUGACAACUGACAGCGCAGUGAUGCCAGACCGACUGCGCAGCUUCGUCGCGUGUUUGAGCGGAAUUAAGUCUCAAUAACUUCCUCACCUAGAGCGGCGACGUGAGAGAGAAAGAGAGAGAGAGAGAGAGAGAGAGGGGGAACCGAACGUUUGAAGCGUUGAAUGGGUUUGGACGCGUGUGCGCUCUGGCUUUGCUCGGAUGGGAUGCACGGUGAGCUUCAUCUGCUGUGAAGAGGACUUUCUGCAAAUGCCAAUUUACCAAGAUGAAGAGGAGAAGAAGAAGAAAGAGGAGAGCCCGGGAAAGCCAGAGGAGUUGGAGGCUCUUCAUUCCCAUACGUUCCGAGUGAAGACUUUCAAGAAGGCCAAGCACUGCAGCGUUUGCAAGCAAACCAUCAUCCAGGACGGACUUGUCUGCCGAGUGUGCCGAAUAGCUUGCCACAAGAAAUGUGAAGUCAAGGUGUCUUCAUCUUGUGUUCCAGCAACAAACUAUGAGCUAGCGCCAAGCAGUGACCUCCCUCUCAAACAUGUAGACACGAUGGGCUCAACAAAAUCCUCAAAGAGCAUGGAAUCACGGCGCAGACCAUCGAGGAGUGUGAGUCUGCUGCAGGCCCUGGAGGAGAGCUACGAGUUGGACCUGAUCUACAUCACAGAGAGAAUCAUCUCUGUCUCCUUCCCCAGCAGUGUGGAAGAGCAGAGUUAUGCUGCCAACCUGCGGGAGGUCGCUUCCAUGCUGCGCUCCAAACACGGUCACAACUACCUGCUCUUCAACCUAAGUGAGAAGCGUUAUGACAUCAGCCAACUUAAUCCAAAGGUGUUGGACUUUGGCUGGCCUGACCACCAUGCUCCAGCCCUGGAUAAAAUCUGCAGCAUCUGCAAGGCCAUGGACACCUGGCUGAGUGCGGACAGUCACAACGUGGUGGUCAUACACAACAAGGGCAACCGGGGCAGAACAGGAGUGGUGGUGGCAGCCUACAUGCAUUACAGCAACAUAUCUGCUAGUGCUGACCAGGCACUUGACAGGUUUGCCAUGAAGCGCUUCUAUGAAGAUAAAGUGCUUCCUGUGGGUCAGCCAUCACAGAAAAGGUAUGUGGAGUAUUUCAGCGGCUUGCUCUCUGGACACAUAAAGAUCAACAACAAACCCCUGUUUCUUCAUCAUGUCAUCAUGCAUGGCGUCCCCAACUUUGAGUCUAAAGGAGGUUGUCGUCCUUUUCUCAAAAUCUACCAGGCCAUGCAGCCUGUCUACACAUCUGGGAUCUAUAAUGUUCAGGGCGACAGCCAGACGAGCAUCUGCAUCACCAUUGAACCUGGUCUUCUCCUGAAAGGGGACAUCCUGCUCAAGUGCUACCACAAGCGCUACCGUAGCCCAUGCCGAGAUGUUAUUUUCCGGGUGCAGUUUCACACCUGUGCUGUUCACGACCUGGGGAUUGUCUUUGGAAAAGAUGAACUUGAUGAGACAUUCAAAGAUGACAGGUUUCCAGAAUACGGAAAAGUGGAGUUUAUUUUCUCCUUUGGGCCGGAAAAGAUUCAUGGUAUGGAUCACCUGGAAAAUGGGCCGAGCGUCUCGGUUGACUACAACACACAGGAUCCCCUGAUCCGCUGGGACUCCUAUGAAAACUUCAAUCAGAAUUGUGAGGACACCACAGAUGAAGUCAUCCAUACCCAAGGACCCUUGGAUGGCAGCCUCUAUGCCAAAGUUCGUAAAAAGGAGUCUGUUGAAGGAACAGUCACAGCAAAUGGCCUUCCACCCUCUGCUGUUGAACAUGCUCUACCUGCAGUUGACCAUGCCUUAUCAGUGAGCAGCGACUCAGGAAACUCUACUGCCUCCAUCAAAACUGACCGAACUGAUGAAGCAACAGCAGUCCCGCAGGCAUCCACAGUGAGCCAGGCACACGUUCCUGUAGUGGAAGAGUCACCCUCAGUCCAUCACCACACCCCACCUGCCCAACAACCAAUCAGUCCCCAAGAGAAACAGGAACUGGAGCAGCUGCUGAGUGGCUUGGAGGGGCCCAUGCACCGACAGGGCUACCUGUCCACCCCAACAUCUGCUGUUGGAGGGAUGCUUCACCUGGUCCCUGCCCAAGUCCAUGUCAAUGGACAUAGUAGCAUUGACCGUGAAACAGACAUUUUAGAUGAUGAGCUGCCUACCAGUCAGGAGGGCAACAGUGUGGACAGUCUUGGAACGUUCUCCUCCACAGAUGGAAGGGCUACACCAGCUGAUCUCUACUACCAGUCUGAGUCACAUAUCAAUGGCCAGGACCAUGUGCCAUAUCUGGAGCGCAGUGUCCCAGAGAAGACUCUGGAAGCCGUCCAGCCACAGGUUGGCAUAUCUGACAAACCUGUCACCUUGACCCAAAGUGAUUCAGCCCCAUCAUCGGGUACUUACAUGGCCACUCAGAAUGGCAACCUGUACCGCUCCCAGUCGUUUGGUGCUGAAUCCAAAUCUAUGCCACCAGCUCCCACCCGCACCACCAGUAGCAGGGAUGCCGUCCAGCGUGGUCUUAACGUUUGGCAGCGGUUUGGUGUGCCUGAGGAGCCAGUAACUGAAGGUUUCAGUUUUAGUCCACCUCCAUCUGUAGCAGUGAUGCCCAGCCACCACAGCCUCCCACAGUUCCCUCAUCGCCACAGCGCCUCCCAACAAGAGAUUGAACAAUCUAUUGAAACCCUUAAUCUCCUCAUGUUGGACCUGGAACCAGGCUGUUCGCUGGUGCCAAAGUCCCAAAGUGCUCCACUGCAGGAAAACAGUGUUGUAGUGACCACCCAGCCAUCCUUUUCCCAGAGCCAAACCAGGCCCUCCUACCAGGGCGAUGCCGCCAUUCAUACCCACUUCUCUGGUCCCAUAUCCAGUCACUCAUCACCAGCUCAGAUGUCACCUGGCAAGCCUACUGCCCUGGAGCCUGCACCUGUCCAGAGUUACACCUCUCAAACCACUGGAACUAGUCCUCCCUCACAAGCCUCUCCUACUGUAGCUGGUCACGUGCAGGUGAAGCCCAUUAACACCUACCCACCAAGCACACUGUCCCAUUCUGCAGAGGUUUCUGAACCCCAGAGAAGCCCUAGUGCUGCAUCUGCAUCGCCCCAGCCAAGAGACAGUGAGCCCGAUGAAGUCUUCAAUGUUGAAGGUCUGGUGGCUCAAAGAGUGGCAGAGUACUUGGCUCGUGCCCAAAGUGUCAUCCCCAGCAUGACCUCUUCUCAGUCUGAGCACCGCCGUUCUCAGUCCCUCUCGGGUGUCCAAGCUCGAGCAGUGCCCUCCGACGAGCCUGCAACUCUCCCUCGCCGUCGCAUCACUAGCGACAGCCAGCAUCAAAAUGGUCCUGACGAUGAUCCCUCUGCUGAUGUCCUUGUUCGUUCCCCUGUUCGAUGUGUUUCUCCAGAGUUUGUCAAUGCCAUAGCAUUGAACCCUGGAGGGCGGCCUAAGGAGAGAAAUAUGCACAGCUACCGAGAGGCCUUUGAGGAAAUGGAAGGAGGUCCCAUUAGUCCUACACCCACAGUUGGUGGUGAGGUGUUUCCCCAAACCCCUGCCUUCCCCAUCUCGCCGCAAACCCCUUACUUCAACCUGUGUCGGUCCCCUCCUGGUCUUGCUAAGACUCCACUGUCAGCCCUGGGGUUGAAGCCCCACAACCCAGCAGAAAUCCUCCUGAAUCAAACAGGCUCAGCACCAAGGAGCUACGUAGAGUCUGUGGCGAGAUCGGCAGCAGCAGGUGGGGAGCCUCCCACAUCGCCUCGGAGCCUUAGCCCACUGGGAGAGACUACGAGCCAGCAGAGAAGUCCAAGUCCUGCCACCCACACACUGAACCCACCUUUGUCCAGCAGCAGUCCCAUCCAGAGCUCACAGGGUGACCACCCCUUGGCAGAGAGCAGUGUUAGCACUCCGUCCCAACCCACUACUGAUUCAGGCUUCCGCUCCCAGGCUACAGAGAGUGCCUACCCAACUCCAACACCCUCAUAUCAAGCUGGGAAUACUCCCACCUCUUCCUACCUGGAUUCCAGCUCUCCAGCCUCUUCUUAUCUUGGCACUACUACCCCUACACUGUCCUACCUUGGCCCCAACACUCUCCUUGGGAGCUAUGUUGCCUCAGAUCCAAGUCCACCAACCACAGAACCCUCCCAGACCACACUCAGCCAUGGAAGUCCCCAUGCACAGCACCGGACCAACAUCCUUGGCUCUUCCCACAGUCCCGUCCUCCAGCAGGCUGGUUCCAUCAUGGUUCAGCAAACAUCACCGGCUAAUGGCUUUGAUGUGGGCAUGCCAGGUCUCAUGCCAGGUGGCAGUCCCAUCCUUGGUCGUCGUCUGUCUCAGGGAGCUCAGAAUAGCCCAGUCCUUAGCAGACAGGCCUCUUUGGGACAGGGGUCCCAGCGGAGUCCGGUCCUCAGCAGACAGCCGUCCCUGGGCCAACCCAUGCAGAGUAGCCCCGUGCUCAGCCGACAGCCAUCUAUCUCACACCCCCAGGGAAGUCCGGUUUUGGGCCGUCACCCGUCUGUGUCACAGGUGUCCCAGAGAAGCCCCAGUUUGGACCGUCACCCCAUGCACAGCGGUUACACAACCCCGGAUGAGAGACACGGGAACCUGUCAAGACAGAGCAGCUCCUCUGGCUACCAGGGACCACCCACUCCCUCCUUCCCCAUCUCGCCUGCAGGCUACCAGGAUGGGGGGAUGAUGGGGAUGAGUGCAGGGUUCAGGCAGGGUAGCCCAGUCCCUGGUUUCCAGCCCCAGCUUCCAGAGAAGAGGCGCAUGUCGAGUGGCGACAGACCAAAUGGAGCUGUGUCUUUUGGCACACUUAAUGGGAAGAUAAUGAGUGGAGGAAACACUCCCAGUUACUUCCACACCCUCUCUGAUUUCUCCAGGUUCAAUAUGCCCGAUGGAAGUCCCGAGAGCAGGCUGAAUGUUAAGUUUGUCCAAGACACAUCCAAGUUCUGGUACAAGCCAGAUAUUUCUAGGGAGCAAGCUAUUAGCCUGCUGAGAGAGAGGGAACCUGGAGCCUUUGUUAUUCGGGACAGUCACUCAUUCAGGGGGGCCUAUGGCUUAGCUAUGAAGGUGGCCUCUCCCCCGCCCUCCGUGCAUCAAAACAAGAAAGGUGACAUCACCAAUGAGCUGGUGAGGCACUUCCUGAUUGAGAGCAGCCCUAAAGGAGUGAAGCUGAAGGGUUGUCCCAACGAGCCUUACUUUGGCUGUCUGUCUGCCUUGGUCUACCAACAUGCUAUCACACCACUGGCCCUGCCCUGCAAGCUACUCAUCCCUACCACAGAUCUCACUGAGGAAGUACUAGAGGUCACAACGACAAAUCCACUGGCUGAGCGGCUGAAACAAGGAGCAGUGCAGAGGGCCCCUGCUGAUUCCCAUGCAUGCAAUGUGCUCUACAUCAACUCAGUGGAGAUGGAAUCCCUGACUGGCCCUCAGGCUGUUGCCAAGGCCAUAUCUGAAACACUGGCUGCCGCUUCUCCACCGACUGCCACCAUUGUGCACUUCAAGGUGUCUUCACAAGGCAUCACGCUGACUGACAACCAGAGGAAGCUUUUCUUCCGACGCCACUACCCUAGCAACACUGUCACGUUCUGCGAUAUUGACCCUCAGGACAGAAAGUGGAACAAGCCUGAGGGAGGCACAGCCAAGCUGUUUGGGUUUGUGGCCCGUAAGCAGGGAAGCACAACCGACAACGUCAGCCACCUCUUCGCUGAGACGGACCCUGACCAGCCUGCCAGCGCCAUCGUCAACUUUGUCUCGAAGAUGAUCUCCUCGCAGAAAUAAUGAGAGCUGUCAGCAAACCCUGGCGCUUUAAAAAAAAAAAUGCCUUUGGUUAUUUUCUUUCCUUUUAAUCACAGACACAUAUUUUCUGUUUUGGACAGUUUAGCAUUUGGUUUGAUGCGUCACCUUAUUUUUCCUGCUCUUUUACAUUUAGACAAAUGUGUUUGUGUAUGUUAGCGAAUGAAGAACAAAACAGAGAGUGUGUUUGUGUGUUUGUGUGUAUGUGGCUUGCAUGUGCUUUUCUUCUUGGAUGGACUCCAGAAUGGACCAGAGGAAGUGCAGGAUGGGGAGUGGCUGUGUGUGACAAUGGGACAGGAGGUGAUUUUAAUCUCCUUGGCAGGGUAACUCAUGAACAGGAAGAGGGAAUGACAUAGUGUGUGCAAAUGUUAUUUUUUUCAGCAAUUGUUUCAUUUUUAUUUUUUUAAAGAAGAAGUCAAGUUGUGUGAUGUAAAGGUGGAUUGUAAAUCUAUCAGGCUUUUGACUGGUCAACCAAAGAUUUUAAAAAAGUAGUCAGGGCGUGUAUAGUUUGCCACUGUUGGAGGGUUGGAAGUAUUCUUUUGUAAAAACAAAUGGCUGCUUAAUCAAAAAUACUGAACUGUUUCUUUCUGUAUGUACUGAUACUGUAGGUCAAUUCUGUACCUUUGCAAUCUUGCAAACAAUGUUUUGGGACAUUUUUGCAGCUGGUGAGGUCUGUGUAAAUAUUCUAGAUUGCUUUAUGAGUAGGACUGUUCUAAGUGACAUUUGGUGCCUGACUUUUUUUGUACUGCAGAGCUUUUUAAGAAAAAAAAAGAACAUAAAACUUAUUCAGGCUGUCUUAAAUAUGCAAAAUAGCCAAACUUUGAAAUAAGAUUGUUCUCCAAAAUUCCACAGGUCCUUCCCUGUUCGAUGUAGUAGUGAAGCUAAAGAUGUAACUGAUGGUAUUCCUCUGAAGUGCAGCUAGAGUCAAAAUCAGGUAAACCAGUUUUUUGUGAAUUUGCUGUAUGGGGGUGAGCAUCAGUAAGAAGGCCAUUGAAUCAUCAACAGUCAAGUCUCUUGAUUGUUUUGGUUGGACAAGCUUCCUGUAUGCCACCAUCCUCUGUUCAGUCUGUGCAGCCUACAGUCACACUAUUUCGCUCAUGACUGAAGGGCCGAGAGUUGUUUUGUGAGGACGAUCUUUGUAGAAAAGUGUUGUCCUGCUAUACUACUCUUCUGUUUUCUGUGUUGAAAGUUUCCAUCAAUAGAAAGAAGCUCUUUGCGUCAGCCGGCCAAAACUGUUAACACUCACACCCUACCCAAAAGUAAGCUAUACAUAUAAAUAUACAUAUAUAGAUAUAUAUAAAAACUUCCAAACAGUGACUUAAGAUAUUUAUUUUUUUUGCUUUGUUGCUCUAUGUUAUCUUGUAUACAUGUAUUAUAAAGUAUACAUCAAGAUUACUGAAAGUGAGAAGAAAAAAAUGCUUUUUAUUUUGGCUAAGGUCAAUAGCAUUGACAUAUAUAAGGUGUAAAGUGUGUGCAUUUAAAAGUGUAUCACUGUUGUUUCUGAAUGUUUUUAUUCACAGCAUUACUUCCUUCUGUUAACAUUCUUGUUUUCUUGGGGAAGGCUUUUUGUUUUUGUUCUUGUUUUUUAAGGGAGGGGAAAUGUUUUGUAUGAAAAGAUUGUUGUUACUGAAGUCCAAAUUGGAGUUAUCCUAAAGUGAUGCCAACAAAAUUGUUUUAUUAACUUAAACCUGCCUAGAAAAUACAUUGUCCAAGUUUAGCACUUAAUGUUGACAUAUUACCAGUGUGUUUCUACAAAAAGAUAAGAUAUGGACGUUGACAGACCCAUGUCAUGUCAUCAUUGCAUGUGUGGAGGGAGGCUAUAGUUCCUCAGUCUCCACAGCAUGAUCACUGAGCACUGAUCAAGAUCAGUCAGUAACUGCUGCCCUCAUGUGGUGUAGAAUGGUCAUUACAAAUGAACCACUUUUAUUCUAAUACAGUGUUUUAGCUGUAAUUACGGCAGGUUUAAGGGUAAAUGUUUGGGUUAAAUUUGAUCACUGAGAAAAUGAACUAAAACAGUUUUAAUACUGAUUCCUAUGCUUAUUUUCUUAGCAAAUUUGUUUUUUGUUUGACUUUUUAAGUCCCAUUCAAGUAUAGAGUGUGUGGUGAUUUCAUCUCCUUUCUUUAUGCCUGAUACACUAAGAUCAGUUGGCCGCAUGAUGUAAAAUAAUUAGUUAAGGGUUAGUUUGGGGGCCUGCAUUGACUCAAAUGUACUUCUUCAAAACAAAACAAAACAAAAAAAUACAGCACUUACAGGGCUUUUAUAUCUGACUAGAAUGUUCCAUUAUUUAUUAGCGGGAGCCUGCACGCUCAAGUCAGCUUGUUACCUUAGCACUGCUGACUGUAAUGUGUACACAAUAUCCUCAAGUCUUACUCAGCUAGUCUUUUCAGAAAGAUGCCCAUAGGUAGCAAUCAUCAGGUUUAGAUUUUCCUGUGAUGACUGUGUCUUGACUCAGCUUAUGAGACAGAAUAAUCUAUAUUUUUGCCAACAAAAUGCUUGUUGAGAAAAGAGGACUUCCUCUUCUUCAAACUGAAUGUUAGCCAUUUGUUUGCCAAGAUGGAAACUCCAGUGGCAUCUGCCCAUUUUGACAGGUCAGUCUGGACUGUAGAAUGCGUGUGAAUGAGCUACUAUGCCUGUAUAGAGCGCUUUGUCAUUUUUGGUUUGCUAUGUUGUAUGGCCUUUACUAUUUCUGAUGAAAAAAAAACACAUUAAAAAGCAGUACAAAUCAAAA